Molecule: messenger RNA, 1642 nt
Organism: Paramecium sonneborni
Lineage: Eukaryota; Ciliophora; Oligohymenophorea; Peniculida; Parameciidae
Source: the annotation of a GenBank genome assembly
AUGAGUGAAGAGAUUGAACCCUAUAUUGCUAAAAAAUUUGAAAUCAUUCAAAAAUUAGGAAAAGGAGCAUAUGGAAUUGUAUGGAAAGCCAUUGAUAAAAAAUUGAAAUAAGUAUUCUUCUUCUUCUAAUUUCAAAUAGGUUGUUGCCUUAAAAAAAGUUUUUGAUGCUUUUCAUAAUGCCACUGAUGCCUAAAGAACAUUUAGAGAAGUCAUGUUUCUUUAGGAAUUAAAUGGACAUGAAAAUGUAGUUCGUUUACUCAAUAUUAUGAAAGCUGAGAAUAAUAAAGAUUUAUAUUUGGUAUUCGAUUAUAUGGAGACUGAUCUACAUGCAGUUAUUGUAACAAACUCUUCUUCAAUAUUAGCGUGCCAAUAUUUUGGAAGAAAUACAUAAGAAAUAUAUUGUUUAUUAAAUCUUAAAGGCUCUCAAAUUUGUACAUUCAGGAGAAUUAAUUCAUAGAGAUCUUAAACCAUCUAAUGUCCUUUUGAAUUCAGAAUGCUUAGUUAAGGUUGCAGAUUUUGGAUUAGCUAGAAGUCUUGUGUAAAAUGAAGAUGAUGGUAAGAAUAAUAUCACAUAUUUUUUUAAAGGAAUGGUUCUCCUCACUGAAUAUGUGGCUACUCGAUGGUAUCGUGCACCUGAAAUCUUACUUGGAUCUACAAAGUAUAGUAAGGCAGUAGACAUGUGGUCUGUUGGUUGUAUAGUAGGAGAACUGAUAUUAGGAAGAGCAAUAUUUCCAGGAACAUCAUCAUUGAAUUAAAUAGAACGUAUUAUAGAGUUACUUGGAAAACCAAAAGCAGAUGAAUUAGAAUCAUUAGAAAGCCAAUUGGCUGGUAAUAUUCUAGCUUCUAUAAAUGUCUCGAAAAAGAAAUCAUUUGCUUAAUUCUUUACUGGAGCUAGUGAAGAAGCACUUGAUUUAAUAAGAAGAUUACUUUGUUAUAAUCCAAAAAUAAGAUUGACAGCAGAAUAAGCAUUAAAACAUAGAUAUGUUAUAGAGUUCUCGUAGCCAGAUGAAGAGAUUGUAAGUUUGUAACCAUUUAAAAUUUCUAUGAAUGACAAUAAGAAAUUUACAAUAAAAGAAUAUCGUGAAUCUUUGUAUGCAGAUAUAUCUUAAAGAAAGAAGGAUCAAAGAAAAAAAUGGUAGCUAAAAUAUUUGGCAUAAUUGGGUGUCAAUUUAGAAGAAGAGAAUGAUAAAAAGUACUUUAAUCCAUCUAUAACAGACUCAAAAAUAAAGAACCAAGUCCAAAACGUAAAGAUGAUAUAAUAGAUUUAAAUAAAGUGGAUGAUUUGUAAUUGAUUUAUCAAUAACAGAUGCAAUAAUAAAUUCAGUAAUAAAAAAAGAAUUUGAGACCAUAAUCCUAAUCUGGAAAUUAAGCUAGGUAACAUAGUCAAGAUGUAGCAAGAACAAUUUCUUAAGAAAAUUCAUAGUAAUAAAUUUAACAUACCUAAUAAACACAUCAUAAAUCAAAUUCAAUAGUUAUGAAUUCAAAUUAAUAUAAACAAGGUUAUUAUUAUCCAUUCCAGUAACCUACUAAUAAUUAGUAGACUUCUAAAUAUAAUGGAAUCAAUAAAUCAGCUAAUAAUAUUGUGCAAUAAUAAAUGGGAAGAUCUUCAACGGGAUACUAUUAAAAAGUCAAUAAAAAAUGA